Molecule: messenger RNA, 688 nt
Organism: Boleophthalmus pectinirostris (great blue-spotted mudskipper)
Lineage: Eukaryota; Metazoa; Chordata; Actinopteri; Gobiiformes; Gobiidae
Gene: pfdn4
Product: prefoldin subunit 4
Exons: 4
Coding region: 68-475 (135 amino acids)
Biological process (GO): protein folding
Cellular component (GO): cytoplasm; prefoldin complex
Source: RefSeq, a predicted model, not a curated record
UUCUCCAGUGUCUCCACACGGAGGCGCUGCAGCUCCACUGUCCACAGACCUGCGUGAAGAAGGCACAAUGGCAGCCACCAUGAAGGGACCUGUCGCUGUUGAAGAUGUGAAUGUCACAUUUGAGGACCAGCAAAAAAUUAACAAAUUUGCACGAAACACGAGUCGAAUGGCAGAACUAAAAAAUGAAAUAGAGGCAAAAAGGAAGUCCCUCCAGAACCUGCAGGACGCGGGGGACGACCUGAUGAUGUUGGACGAUGACGCUCUCAUGGUGCCAUUUCAGAUCGGAGACGUGUUCAUCAGUCACUCACAGGAAGAGACACAGGAAAUGCUGGAGGCCGCUAAGGAGACUCUGGAGCAGGAGGUCAAAUGUCUGGAGGAGCGCGUCUCGUCCAUUCAGCAGCUUCUGGGAGAUUUGAAGGUUCAACUUUACGCCAAAUUCGGAAACAACAUUAACCUGGAGGCGGACGAGAGCUGAGCCGAGAGAGGCUGGGACAGAUCACCUCCAGUCGGACACUUUGUUUGACCUAUGCUCUGGUUCUUGCGUCAUAUCCCCCGUGGACCUGCCAUUCUAAACCCCUCCACCUCUCCCCAUAUUGAUGACUCUUAGAAUAUUGUAUUUCCAGAUUUGGGUCUCAUCAAGGACAGAAGCAGAGAUUAGCAUGAAAUAAAUUCAUUUUUGUUAAAACCA